Messenger RNA from Haliotis rufescens (red abalone), 1254 nucleotides. RefSeq names its product cholinesterase-like. Gene Ontology annotation, molecular function: acetylcholinesterase activity. The record is from RefSeq and is a predicted model, not a curated record. Gene Ontology annotation, cellular component: plasma membrane. Gene Ontology annotation, biological process: acetylcholine catabolic process; choline metabolic process. NCBI's taxonomy places the organism in Eukaryota, Metazoa, Mollusca, Gastropoda, Lepetellida, Haliotidae.
AUGUUGACAGUAAUGAGACUUCUUCUUGUGACUUUGUUGGUGGUGUUACAUAUUGCGAGGGCGCAGAAAGUAUCAACCUUAAAUGGCCCACUUCUUGGACAACGUCUGUCAGUGCUGGGCAGAUCUCUUGACGUAUUCUAUGGAAUCCCAUAUUCUAAGCCCCCUGUAGGCGAUCUCCGCUUCAAGUACCCUCAGCCUUCAGAGUCAUGGGGACCGGAAGUCAGGGAUGCACAGAAACCGACGCCAUCUUGCUUUCAACCUAAAGAUGUUUAUAGUUCUGCCGAUACUAACAGAGAUACUCCUGGUGAUUACAGUGAAGACUGCCUUCAUCUUACAGUGUGGGCGCCAACAGACAAUAGUGGCAAACUGGCCGUGAUGGUCUGGAUCCAUGGUGGGGGAUUUUAUUUUGGAUCUCCGUGACUGCCACUGUAUGAAGGCAAAUACCUUGCAGCAGAAAAUGACGUCACCGUUGUAUCAAUGAAUUACAGAUUAGGGCCUUUAGGAUUCAGCUACCUGGGACCAGAUACCAUACCUGGCAACAUGGGCUUGAUGGAUCAAAGACUGGCCUUACUGUGGGUGAAAGAUAACAUUGCCAACUUUGGUGGAGAUCCAAACCGCGUGACCUUAUUUUGAGAAAGUGCUGGUGGUGCCAGCGUUGGUCACCACUCAGCCUCACCUCUGUCACGUGACUUGUUUGCCAGAGCAAUCAUGCAGAGUGGGACCCUUAAUUGCCCAUGGGCUUACACUGUGCCGAAAACAGCAAAACGAAAGAUGAAGAGGUUUGCUGAUCUCCUCGAAUGUCCAUCAUCUUCAACUGAUGCAGACAUCUAUGACUGCUUGAAGACAGGAGAAGCCUAAACUGUGGCAGACGUUCUGCCUGGUUUGUUAGAAGAAGGACUUGGAUUCAUACCAGUUGUGGACAGCUACUUUCUCCCCGAUGACCCCACAACGCUUCUGUCCAGCGGUUCUAUCAAACAGACCAGUGUUUUGCAUGGUUUUACUAAAGAUGAGACAACACUGCUUUCGACAAUGACGUUGAAGCUGAUGAGAAACGUAUCAACAUUACCGGAAACACUGAUUUUAAGUCGCUCAGGUUAUAAUAGUUUUCUAUCAUUUGACAUUCUUGCUGGAAAUGGAGUCGAAGAACCUCUUUGUCUGUUUUAUGAAAGUCAGAAAGCCCCUCUUAAAGACAAAGGCUAUUUAGAUGUCAUGACUCGGGUGACUUCAGAUAAGGUAAUGAAGUGUCCUCUUUAG